This is a messenger RNA of Acanthochromis polyacanthus (spiny chromis), 3932 nucleotides long. RefSeq names its product protein phosphatase, Mg2+/Mn2+ dependent, 1G (gene ppm1g). The record is from RefSeq and is a predicted model, not a curated record. Gene Ontology annotation, cellular component: nucleoplasm. The coding region runs from base 210 to 1901 and encodes 563 amino acids. Lineage: Eukaryota; Metazoa; Chordata; Actinopteri; Pomacentridae. Gene Ontology annotation, molecular function: protein serine/threonine phosphatase activity; cation binding. The transcript is spliced from 14 exons. Gene Ontology annotation, biological process: protein dephosphorylation.
CCGGACACGCCCCUUUGUUGGAAGGAAACGGACAUGCGCGGCUGCUCACUUCCUCCACGGCUGCUGCUUCUUUUUAGUCCGUCUGUGUUGAUAGCGGCUUUUGCUUCCACACGUGUAAUCAUUCCUAUGUGAAUCUCCGUCUUUCGGACCCAAUUAUCAGCUCGUCCUGCUCUGUCAGAAUAGGUGUAAAGACAUAGAAUCCAACAACCAUGGGGGCAUAUCUGUCGCAGCCUAACACCACCAAGACCUCUUCCGAUGGCGGCAACAGCAGCAUGAGCUACGGCUUCUCUGCCAUGCAGGGCUGGCGGGUGUCCAUGGAGGAUGCUCAUAACUGUAUCCCCGAGUUUGAUGAGGAGACGGCCAUGUUUUCUGUGUAUGAUGGGCAUGGAGGUGAAGAGGUGGCUCUGUACUGUUCAAAGUACCUUCCUGACAUCAUCAAGGAACAGAAAACUUACAAAGACGGCAAACUUCAAAAGGCACUGGAGGAUGCCUUCUUGGCCAUCGACAGCAGAAUGACCACAGAGGAAGUCAUUAAGGAGCUGGUCCAGAUCGCUGGACGACCCACUGAGGAGCCACCUGCUGAAAAGGUUUCAGAGGAGGACGACUUGGACACGGAGGAGGCAGCUUUGCUCCACGAGGAGGCCACCAUGACCAUAGAGGAGCUGUUGAUUCGCUACGGCCAGAACCGCAAUGCCGUUAAACAUGCUGCUGCCCUCAGUGCCGCUGCUAAGAAGGCUUCUUGCUCGCAUCCCGAGGCUUUGGCAGACAAAAAGGAAGGUGGAGACGGAUCGAAGAAAGAGGGGCUGAACGGGGAGGUGGAGGAGGAGAGCAAUGGGAAGGUGAAGGAAGGCGAAGGAGCAUCAUGCGGGUCUAAGCUGCGAGCCUGUCGGAGAGCAGGAGGAGGUGAAGGCAGCGGUGCAGCAGCAGACUGUGGAGGGUCAGGAAGCUCCAAUGGAGAAGAAAAGGCUGGAAAGGCCGAAGGAGAUGCAGGUCCUUCCUGUUCCUCAUCCUCGAAAGCCGCAGGAGAUUCCAAGUCGAGGUUCUUUGAUGACAGUGAGGAGUCUGAGGAGGGCGAGGAGGAGGAGGAGGGCAGCGAUGAAGAGGAUGGCAGCGAAGAGGAAGAGGGUGACAGCAGUGAGUUGGAAGAAGAGGAUACAGAGGAGGGAGAGGAAGACUCUGAGGAUGAAGAGGAGGAGGAGGAAAUGUGUCUGCCAGGAAUGGAUGGCAAAGAGGAGCCCGGCUCAGACAGCGGCACCACAGCCGUCGUGGCUCUGAUCAGAGGGAAGCAGCUCAUCGUGGCCAAUGCUGGAGACUCUCGCUGUGUGGUGUCUGAACGCGGCAAAGCCGUCGACAUGUCGUACGACCACAAGCCAGAGGACGAGGUGGAACUCGCUCGCAUCAAAAACGCUGGUGGGAAAGUGACUAUGGACGGACGAGUCAAUGGUGGACUGAACCUCUCCAGAGCUAUUGGUGACCACUUCUACAAGAGGAACAAGAGUCUGCCACCAGAGGAGCAGAUGAUUUCUGCGAUGCCGGAUGUCAAAGUUCUGACUCUCAACGAGGACCACGACUUCAUGGUCAUUGCCUGCGAUGGUAUCUGGAAUGUGUUAAGCAGUCAGGAGGUGGUGGACUUUAUCAGUGAAAGGAUGAAACAAGACCAGAGUGGCAAAACCAGACCCCUUUCGUCCAUCGUGGAAGAGCUGCUGGACCGCUGUUUGGCCCCCGACACAUCCGGAGACGGGACAGGAUGCGACAACAUGACCUGCAUCAUCGUCACCUUUCGGCCACACCCAUCCCCCACCCAGUCAGACGACACAAAGAAGAGGAAGCACCAGGAGGGGGCAGAAGAGACGGAGUUGGAGGAGAACGGAAAUGACAGCAAAAAGGCAAAAAGUGACUAAAGGAAGAGAGAAAAUAUCCCAGAGGGAGCAGCUGGUCCAAGGCUACCCCAGAUACACCAGAGACACAUUCUGUUCAAAGUUAAACCCUUACCUCACAGACAUCAUUUCACCCUGAAACAGACAUUACAAAGGCUAUAUACAUAUAUAUACCGGGCUUUGCAAAAGUUCUGUUACACUUGCAAAAUGCAAGCAAAAUGAGCACAAAGAUUUUUUGAUGCAAUAAGAUAAUUUUUUAUUUUCCAAAUAUUUCAAUAUAUGUGUUAAUGGUAAUAUUAAUCAGAAAUGUGGCCAUCCAAAAGUUUUAUCUUAUUGCACCAAAAAAUCUUUGUGUUCAUUUUUGUGAAUGUCUCAACAAGUGCAACAGAACUUUUGCAAAGCUCGGUAUAUAUGUACGCUCAAAGAUCAGCUAAGGUCAUCACUAUAGUUUUUGUACUCUGUUCUGGGUGGAGUUUCACUUUAACACACCCUGCAGUUGUUUUCUUUUAUCGGUCCAGUUGGAAAGAAACUGGACACACUUUUAGUUCUUAAAUUCAGACGAGGCACCACUCACUGGCAUGCUAAUAGCACAGCAGUUUCCAUGUAUUUGUAACUAGUAGGAGGCUGCAGGAGGAACCAGUCUACAGAGAUUGGUGUCUUUUUUUUUUUUUUUUUCCUAAACAUUUGCGAGGUGCCUCAUCUUCCCUGCACACAUACACUGCACUCUCAUCGUUUAAAUCACUUCCCAUGUGAUGGCUUCAGUUUGUUUUUAAAAAGUUUGAGGACAGUCUCAUGUCUGAUUGCCAUGUCAUUUUAAACCGUGACACGAGUUUCCAUUUUGACUUUAUGACAUGAAACAUGCACAGUACUAUUAAGAUGAACUGCACAAUACUUGGAGUGUUGUACUAACAGAGUGCCAUGAAAAGCAUGGAUUCCUUUUAGGUACGGUUUCACAUUCUUCUCAGAUUAAGUUAACCCUGAAAAGAUCCAAAUUGGCUGCGUAUUGUCUCUGCAUAAAGGUAACUGUAAAAGAACUAAUAGAGGACAGUAUUGUCCAGCGAACCCUAAAUUGAAGCUUCAUGAUGCAGUGAGCGUGAGUGUUGCAUUGAAUGUGUUAGUGUUCUGUUUCAGGCUCCUCUCUGAUGUCAAUCUCUCAACCUGAGUUUGUUCAGGGACAGCUUGUGUGAAUCACUUUGACUCCCACCUAUAGAAGGAGAGGAACUGAUGGAUUUGGGGUACUAGUCCAGUUGCUCUAGUUUUCCAUUUAUAUAUUUUUAGCGCCCCUUCAAAAGGAUAUUUUUUCAGUCUUGCUGAUCACAGAACAGCCCACAUCGCCAUCAUCCUGCCUUUGUCAUUCCUGGUUCGUGUCUUGUCUUGAUUAAAUCUUUACAUUUUCAGAAUGGAGGAGGGGAUGCCAGGGUUUUUGGAGCUAGUGUACAUUCAGUCUUUACGAUAUGAUAGCAAGGACCCACAGACGAGCCUUUUAUUUCCAUCCAUAGAGAAGUGGUCCGCCACACAGCUCGUCUCCAGGACUGCAAGCUUCCUCCAGCCCAGUUACUGUCCCCAUCUGUUCCCACUUCUACACCUUUUUAUGAUUAUCUCUAGGCCAUGUGUUUUAAGUAAAAAAGUAUUUCCACUCAACGGUUUAUUUUUCUCAUUUUUGAUGAAUCGGUCCUCUGGGUUUUUUAAACAAAUCCUUUUUGUGAGCACACUUUGAAACGCCUUGAUGCUGGACUGUGGAGGGGAUGUACGAGGUUUUCCUUCUGAGUGGAAAUACAAUUUGAAGUUCAGAGCACCAAGACAGUGUAACUGUUAGAUUUUUUUCUUUAUUUGCAGAAGCCUCAUAUAAAACAUUGUGUGACUGUAAGUUUGUUUCUAGUGUACUAUCUUGUCACCAUGCCCUUUUUUCUGUACAUAGUUUUUUCAAUACUUGUAAUUGAAGAAAAAGAAAACACUUUUUCUUUGUAAUUGUGAGUCAAUGUGACAUUUUUGGUGCAUACUCUUUUGACACCAGUAUGUAAGUACAUACAAAUACAUUUUUUUAAAUAAUCAAAA